UACAGUAUUUUCUCUCAAAUGUCAUGGUAUACUCUCUCUCUCUCCUAUUUAUAGUGGAAGCUGAUAAAAACGCUGUUAGACAAGCUAUCAACGAAAUCCAAUCUAAAGUACAAUGUUUGAGCUUUCAAGAAGUUAAUAGCAAACCAACAGGAUCUCAUUUAUAUUAUGUGAAAUAUGCCCUUCCUGGCUUUUGUGGUCAAAGUUAUGUUGGACGUUUAGAUGUUGUUAACCCAAUUUAUUUGAGUUUUGGUUGUGGAAAUCCAGCGGGCAUUGCGUUACACGAAACAUUACAUGCCCUUGGAUUGCAGCAUGAACAGCUUAGAAUAGAUCGAGACCGUUUCAUUACUAUAAAUUGGCAAAAUGUCAAUCCUCAAAAAUACGAUGCAUUUGCCGUAUCAGAUGCUACAAAAUUCACAAGUUAUGGUGUACGCUACGAUUACGGGUCUAUUAUGCAUUAUUCUAGUACCAUAGCUACUCAAAAUUUUGGGCAAAAAACAAUGACAGCUAAAAUCAAUCCUCAAAGUAACGAUCCUAUGAUGGGUCAAAGAAAUGGACUCAGCGAAACAGACGUCGUUGAGCUUAGAAGAAUGUAUUGUAUGCCUGAAUGUAAAGACAAUAAUGUAUAUUGUGGUAUAUGGGCAGUUAGUAAUCUGUGUUAUUCUCAAGACGGAUUUGCGCAAGGAUGGAUGUUACAAAAUUGCAGAAAAUCCUGCUCAUUUUGUGGAAAUUAA
Messenger RNA from Meloidogyne enterolobii, 731 nucleotides. The record is from the annotation of a GenBank genome assembly. NCBI's taxonomy places the organism in Eukaryota, Metazoa, Nematoda, Chromadorea, Rhabditida, Meloidogynidae.